This is a messenger RNA of Haliotis rubra (blacklip abalone), 3176 nucleotides long. RefSeq lists its product as uncharacterized. Lineage: Eukaryota; Metazoa; Mollusca; Gastropoda; Lepetellida; Haliotidae. The record is from RefSeq and is a predicted model, not a curated record. Bases 260 to 1582 code for a protein of 440 amino acids. The transcript has 2 exons.
CCUUCAGUACCAGGUCACAUGAGAGACCACAUGAGAUUGCGCAUGCGUAAUCGGGUUUCAGUGCAAAUGUGAACUCGGGUAGAAGUCGAAGCCUUGGUUGAUCAGCUCUUCAAUUCUUGGAAUUUGUGUGCUCUUGUGUUUUGUGACUUUCUUGGACAUUUGGAUUUGUUUACUUGGAACUUUGGGCACGUUAUCCAUUCACGCUCGCCGCAUGUAAGUCCCAUUUUGUCAAGUUUUUCUGUCCUCUUACCUUUCCCCCAUGGCUUCACCAACUCGGGGUACGGCCAUCUUGGCAAAAUUACAAGAUGAAUUGUUGGGUCAGUCUUCGUCUGCCCGAAAGCGGGAGUCGAGACAAGAACUGUUAUCAUCAGACCCAAAAGUGAACAAUGGGGAAGAAAUUGUUUCAGAGGAAACAACCCCGAGUGUUGAAUGUAAUAACAUUGAUGAAGAGAAAUCUGGUGACAGUAUCUCUAUUGGCUGUCCAAAAGGGACCAGUGGUCAUUUUGACAAACUUUCAACAAGUGUAAGUGCGGACAAAGGUGCCGAGUUUUUCACACAGGCACUUCAUAUGAUGGAGAAAAAUCAAAUGGCAGUUAUAAACAAAGUUCUUGACAAAGUCACAGAACUGGAAAAUCAUAUCCUUUACGAGCCAGAGGGCUCGCAGUGCGACGGGUCUAUUUAUAGAGCUGACGACAGCGUUUCACAGCAAUGCCUCUCAGAGGCAAGCGAGCCAAUAGCUGGACCUAGCACCGCUCAGCGGCCCUCAGAACAGCAAGCAGCUGGAGUUAGCUCCCCUGCUCAUCAAAACAAUAUGGCGGCCCCCAGUCAACCCUCUAAGCCGGUGUGUGAUCUGGGGAAAAUUGCUAGUGUAUUCAAAGUUUCCGAUCAAACAGGGCCACGGAUCGAAACUGAAUUGGCAGAUUUAGUGGAGGGUCUGCUUAUCACAAAGCUUGAUGAGAAGCAAAAGGCAGAAAUCUUCGAAAAACACGCCCGCCCUGAAAACUGUCCCAAGUUACAACCAUCCCGUGUUAACAGCGAGAUAUGGCGUAUCAUGGAAUCAGACAGUAAGUCACGAGAUAUCAGAGCGCAAAAAGUGCAGAACUCCAUAUGCAAGGGGUUAGUUCCAAUUGUGAAGGUGGUGGACACUUUGUGCAAUAAGGAAACAUUUGAUGUGUCCUCCCUGGUGACACAGCUAGUAGAUGGCAUUGCCUUGAUUGCCUCAGCUAAUCUAGACCUCAGUUUGAAGAGGAGGGACGCAAUUAGAGGGGACAUACGCCCUGAAUUUAAACAACUUUGUGCCCACACCAACCCAAUCACAGAAUAUCUCUUCGGGGAUAAUUUAUCUGAACAGAUAAAAGAACUGACUGACACCAAUAAGUUGGUGACCAAGGUACAUAAUGUGACAUCUCAUCAUUUUCAUCCCUAUCAAAGAGGUGGCCAAAGCAGACCGCCUGUCUUUAGAGGUACAAGAGGUGGCUCACAGAGGGGAAGGGGUCGUUUUUUAGGAAACGGCGGCCCACGGUUCAGUCACCCAUACAGCCGCAGACCUCAACGAGCUGGGAAAAGGACAAAAUUUCUUUAGAAAGACAUCCUGGAACAAGUGAUCCAGAAGAUUCGGUCAGACAAGGCAGAAGGACUGGUAAUCCUACCCAACUGGCCAAGUCAGAGUUGGUACCCAGUGGCAAUGAAAAUGUGUCUCUCCGCUCCAAGGUCUCUUCCCAGAAGAAAGACAACUCUAGUAUUACCGUACAAGCCAGCAGCUGUUCACCCCCUGUCUGCCAAAAUGCAACUUCUAGUGUGCCAUUUGUCGGGGAGAGUCUUCAAGACCUUGGUCUCUCCGAACGAUCUAUUUCAAUUAUUAUGAGUUCUUGGCGCACAGGUACUCGCAGUCAGUAUAAGACCUACCUCAUUCAGUGGGAACAAUUCUGUAUUAAUUCUGGGUUAAAUCCACUUGAAGCAGACCCCGUACCUGUGAUUGGUUUCCUGACCCAGUUGUAUGACAGGGGCUGUGGAUACAGUGUUAUAAAUACCGCAAGAAGUGCCCUAUCUAGUGUCUUAUGCCUACCCUCAGGUACUCCUAUAGGACAACAUGUGCUGGUUAAAAGGUUUAUAAGAGGUGUUUUUAACUCUAGACCAGCACUCCCCAAGUAUCAACAGACCUGGGAUGUGAGUGUAGUGCUAGAUUUUCUCAAGAAGAAGGAGAUGAACAAUUUAUUAUCACUCAGGGACUUAACAGUGAAAUUGACAAUGUUAUUGGCAUUGGUCACUGGACAGAGAUCCCAGACUCUUAAGUGUUUGAGUAUAGAUAAUAUGAUCAAGAGUGGAGAGAGGGUAACUUUCAAGAUAACGGAUUUGCUAAAACAGUCUAGACCAGGCUGUCACUUGAAACCUAUUGAGUUGCAAAGAUUUGAUGUUGAAAGCCUAUGUGUAGUUUCUUGCUUAGAUGUGUAUAUAGAUAGGACUGUAGACCUUAGGUCAUCUCCUCAGCUGUUGAUAAGUUUUACUAAACCAUACAAAGCUGUAGGAACAGAGACUAUAUCCCGGUGGCUUAAGACCGUUUUGAGAGAAGCCGGUGUAGAUGUGUCUAUAUUCUCAGGACAUAGCACCAGAUCAGCCUCUACAAGUGCAGCUUCAAGUGCAGGUGUACCCAUGCAUCAGAUUAUGGAAGCAGCCGGCUGGUCAUCUACCUGUGUUUUUGCAAAGUUUUAUGAAAAACCAGUCAUGUCAAACUGCUUAUUUGGUAAUGCCAUUUUAUCUCAUGGAUCAUCAGUAUAAGUAAUGGAAGUGUUAAGUCAGAUUGAGUUCGAGUGGUUAUGUCUUUGACAAUUGCUUUCUUACAAAUAGCAUAGCAGUGUUGUAGCAUUUCCAUAAUGUGUUACACGUGUCUUGUGAUGUUCAGUGAUCAAUAUAUCAGGUAUGGCUAUGCCUUUCACAUUGUUUCUUCCAACUUGCAUAAAAUUGGGAGUUUGUCCAGUAUUCAUUAGUUGUGGUUAUUAUGCUUAAUAACUGAGAUUUGAGAUAUCAGGUAUAUCUGAUUGUAAGCCCAUUAUAUGACAUGAGAGAAGGGUACUAUUGCCUGUACAAUAAUAUUGCUUUCUUAACAAUCUUGUGUGAUACCUGAUGAUGGAACAUGUUAUAAAUUUGAAAACUAGUUAGAAUAAAUAUGUUUGAUGACA